This is a messenger RNA of Trifolium pratense (red clover), 1657 nucleotides long. Its product is annotated as signal peptide peptidase-like 1. Gene Ontology annotation, molecular function: aspartic endopeptidase activity, intramembrane cleaving. NCBI's taxonomy places the organism in Eukaryota, Viridiplantae, Streptophyta, Magnoliopsida, Fabales, Fabaceae. Gene Ontology annotation, cellular component: membrane. The record is from RefSeq and is a predicted model, not a curated record. Bases 1 to 366 code for a protein of 121 amino acids. The transcript is spliced from 3 exons.
AUGAUUUUUGCUUAUCUUUUUGCAGGCUAUCCCGGGCAUGUUCCUGGUUGGGUCCUCUGCUUUGAUUAUCGCAAGAGCAGGGAUACAAUAAAUCUCACCGAGUUACAUUCUUCAAAGGGGCACAAAUACAUAUGGUAUGCGCUGCCUGGAUAUGCCAUUGGUCUGAUAACUGCUUUGGCUGCUGGUGUCUUGACUCACUCACCUCAACCUGCACUCCUUUAUCUGAUAUUGUCAAAAGUGAAAACAUCAGGAGCUGAUCCACUACUUGGACCCUUAUCGAGUGAUAGUUGGAUUCAGACAUUCAGUGGUUGGUGCCUCUGGUGCAGCUUGGAGUUUGUUUUUAGUGUACCUGUUUCAGUUGAAUGAUGGAGGCUUUCCAUAGUAUUUGAUCCUUACAUGUGCAUUUGUGUGCUAACUCUAUUAGUGGUGUGCUUUUGAUGAUUUGGAUCAAGAGAUUGGUGUGUUUUUUGGCGACAAUUAAUCCUUGAUGUUGGGAGUUAGUAGUUUGGAUUUUGCGGUGCUAACUGUUGCUUAAAGUUUUGGUCUGCAACUUUUUAUUUUUAUUCUAAUCCUUUUACCAGUUAUUUGAUAUUUAAAGAUAAAUCAAUGUAUUUCAGUCUUGAUAAGUAAUCUAUUACAAGUGUCUCUUAUUACUUUCAUUUAAAGAUUAUAUUGUAGAGACAUCAAAUGUCUAUAUAUUGGAUUCACUUUGCAGUGCUUGAAGGUGAGUUUUUUGUUAUUGUUCUGCAUAUCUGGAAACAAUUUUCAAGCUAAUUUGUGAUGAAGGUAUGUUCUUCUAAAGGAAGAGCCUAACAAGUGAAGGUUAUAUUGAUUGUAAAAGAAAAGAUAAACAAGUUAAGAUUAGAUUAAUAUUCAUAAUGCACUAAUUUAGGAGUACAUGAGUCAAUGUGUUUAUAGCUACAAGCAUGGUUUUAUAGGCUUUGCAGCAAAGUUGACUGAUAAACAUGAUCAAAUAAAAUUAUGUUAAACAAAUAUUGGACCUAUUUCAAAUUGGUAUUUUAUGUCUUUGCAUGGUGAGAUUUAUGUUAAUUUUUUUCCAAUCACAACAUUUCAAGUUCCAGAAUUUUAGUCCUUUAAUUUAAUCUACUUUUUAAUCUAUAUGUCAGCCUUUCAACUUAUGAAUGAGUUUUAUAUAGGGGUCAUUUUCACGGUCCUUGGACUUUUUAAUGGUGUUUGCAUUGUUGGAAGUUCAGGAUAUCCUUUAAUGGAUUGAGUUUGAAUUAUAGAUAAUGUGGAAACUUUUGUAUAUGCAAGAUUGACAUAGAUUGUGAAAAUUGUUCAUUGCAAAUUAAGUAUCUCUUACAAUUUUUCAGGUGAUUUGUAUGUAUGUCUUACUUGAAAUUUUCCACAUGAAUUAUCAAAUUUCAUGGUUGUGGGUCAGAAGCAUGUAUAUGUAGUUGAAAAUUUGUACUGCAGGUAUGGCAAGUACUGGAAACUCUAUUGCGACAGGGUACCUUACAGAAUCAUUUCCAGGAAUAUAUUGAAGAGUGAUCAUUGACGACGACUUGCUGAAAUCCUUCGCUUUGGAGCCAUGUUUACCUUUGUUGUUUACGGCCUCUGAUUGGUGUACUUUAGAUGUAAUCGUCCGUUUUAACGGCUCUAUCUCAAAGAACAAAAAUUGUGUAUUUUUUAAUAA